AUGGUUCUUGGCAAUAACAGGGUCGUGGAGGGAGCCGGCCUUUUUUCAUUUCCUAAUAUUCAAAUCAGGUGGCCCGAUGGCACUAGCGUAGACCCUCCCCCGGUCAACUAUAUCGAUACAAGGAUUUCGGGGUUCGCGACUUUGAUCAACCUUUGCUUUGCUCUCCAGAGUAACAGUCGUUCAGUUGUGUCGAUACCCAAUCUCGGUUUUCGUUAA
Molecule: messenger RNA, 216 nt
Organism: Botrytis porri
Lineage: Eukaryota; Fungi; Ascomycota; Leotiomycetes; Helotiales; Sclerotiniaceae
Exons: 2
Coding region: 1-216 (71 amino acids)
Source: RefSeq, a predicted model, not a curated record